GGGGAGAGGAAGUCCCGCCCUCCCCCUGCGGCGAGGCGGCUGCCGGAAGUGCGCGUCUUCCGCGACGGAAGCUGCGCUGUGGUGGGCGCGGGGCGAUGGCGGCCGAGGGCGACGUGGAGCUGGAGCUGGAAGCGGAGCCGAAUGGUUCGGCCACGGGCGGGGAUGGCGCCGGGGGACGCCCGGCCGAGAAGCCGCGCAAGCACGACAGCGGCGCCGCCGACCUCGAGCGCGUCACCGACUACGCGGAGGAGAAGGAGAUCCAGAGCUCCAACCUGGAGACGGCCAUGUCUGUGAUCGGAGACAGAAGAUCCAGAGAGCAGAAAGCAAGGCAGGAGCGAGAGAAGGAACUGGCCAAAGUUACAAUCAAGAAAGAAGAUUUGGAGCUGAUUAUGAAUGAGAUGGAGAUAUCUAGGGCAGCAGCUGAGCGCAGCUUACGGGAACACAUGGGAAAUGUCGUGGAGGCACUGAUCGCCCUUACCAAUUGAGAGCUGAUGCACCAAAGGAGAGAAUGAAAGAACUUUGCCUUUUCUCAGCAUAUGGUGUACUGUACUCAGCAUUAAAGCUACUGGAUUAGAAGGUGUUUGAAAUGAUGCCGUUCACAUGGGAUUGAACAGGAUCCACUGUAUGACCUCUGUCUCUUCAGUGGGGUAACGCUGGUGUUAGCUCUCCCGCAUGAAUGGAAAUCCUUAUCAAUGUCCAAAAUCACAUUUUUGUUGACUUAAUAAAAUAACUAUAACACAGAA
This is a messenger RNA of Heteronotia binoei (common prickly gecko), 743 nucleotides long. RefSeq names its product huntingtin interacting protein K (gene HYPK). Lineage: Eukaryota; Metazoa; Chordata; Lepidosauria; Squamata; Gekkonidae. The coding region runs from base 96 to 485 and encodes 129 amino acids. The transcript has 4 exons. Gene Ontology annotation, biological process: negative regulation of apoptotic process; protein stabilization. The record is from RefSeq and is a predicted model, not a curated record.